GCAGAGGCGGAAAACCCAGGACUGAUCAGUCGGGUACGUUCGGUCAGUUAAGGGCUGCAGACCCAUCAGCUGGGCACGGACAGCCUUGGAGGUCUGUUUUCUUUUGUGUCUCCUGUGCAGUCAUGGAGUUGAUCUGGUUGGUGCUCCUGGUGAUCGUCCUUUAUUUUGUCCUAUUUUACCGCUGCACUGGGGCUUGGACAAAGCCAGUGAUCCGAGAGAAGGGGAAAGCGGAUGGCUCGCUCCGGUAUGGUGUGAAGGACAUGCCAGCAAUGCGUCUGUCUGGCAUUGCAUUGAAAAUAUCCACACAUCUAUCAAACACGAUCUUUGGACAACUGAUUUUAGUUCCACUGCUCAUGAGGAUAACCAACCUUACCUUGCUGCGGCACCUAGUUAUUACAGAAGACCCAGUAUUUAUUCCUGUUGUUAUCCCUGAGGGCAACACUGAACCACCAAGAGAUGAGACAAGUGACAGCAUUCUGAGGGAAGUCCUGCAGCUGAGUGUUACUGAAGAAAGGCCUGGAUUUAACUUCAAAAGCAUCUCUGAUUUCUUGGAAGGAUACAAGUCAGGUAGGAUUACUCCAACCCAGAUUGCUAAGAAUGUAAUUAGUGCUCUCGAAGAUGCCGAUCAAGCAGCUACUCCAUUGCGUGCUAUAGUGCAGUAUGAGGGUGACCAGAUAAUUAAGAUGGCAGAAGCCUCCACUGCUCGAUAUAGAGCCAAUGCACCUCUUUCCCCACUGGAUGGAAUUCCUGUCUGCGUGAAGGAAGAAAUAAAAGUCGUUCCAUAUUAUCAACGGGUGGGAACUCUUUAUCUUGGUGAGGAGCGAGAAACUGAGGAUGCCACUGUCACAAGAAAGUUAAGGGAGGCUGGAGCAGUUAUCAUUGGUGUAUCCAACAUGCAUGAGCUUGGAUUAGGCGUAACUGGCUGCAACACCAACAGGUAUCAUGGUGUUCCCAGAAAUCCUUAUAGUCCUCACCAUUUUACUGGAGGGAGCUCCAGCGGCUCGGGGGCGGCUGUAGCAGCAGGUCUUUGCCCAUUGGCUAUUGGAAGUGAUGGAGGAGGUUCAGUAAGAAUUCCAGCAUCAUUUUGUGGUGUGGUAGGACUGAAAGUUACUUUUGGUCGAAUCAGCACCAUUGGGUCCCAUCCUCUUUCCUAUUCUACUGUCAGUUUGGGUCCAAUCUGUGCCUCUGUAAAGGAUGUAGCUAUAUCCUAUGCAAUUCUGGCAGGCCCAGACCCCAAUUAUCCGUAUGGUCUGCAACAACCUCCAUUAAACUUCAACAAUAUUGGAAAUCCUGAUCUGAAGAACAUAAAAAUUGGGAUAGACUGGAAGUUCUUCAAGGAUUGUGAUAGUGAAAUUUUGGACAUCUGUCAGAAAGCGGUGCAGUAUCUAAAAGGUCUCGGUGCAACACUGGUGGACCUGCACAUCCCAGAGCUGGAGGAGGCACAAGUUUCUCAUGUUAUCUGCAUUCUGAGUGAGAUACGACAGUCCUUACACAUGGAUUUUAAUAAUCACUACAACAAGAUGAAUCUAGAAACUCAAGCAACUUUAGCUCUUGCUUCUAAGUUCACAGCACUUGAUUACAUACAGGCUAAUCGUCAGCGAUCGCGAGCUAUGCACUUCCUGAAAGAAAUCUUCAAUGAUGUGCAAUGCAUCAUCACACCAGCUAUACCCUGUACUGCUCCACCUUCUGAACCCUCCGACUUCAUCACAGGUUGCAGUGAUUUUCAUACCUUGUUCUGCACAAUAAGAUAUAUGCAGCUUGCAAAUUUGACAGGAAUUCCUUCUCUCGUGAUUCCAGUCGGGUACAGCUCCUCUAGGCUACCCAUAAACCUUCAGAUUAUGGGUAAAUGGUGGGAUGAAGCAAUUCUUUUCCAAGUUGGAAUGAAGGUAGAACAGUUCCGUGCUGAAACGAAGAAACCUCAGAUUUAUUAUGAUCUUCUGCAAUGAAGCAUUAAGGACCUCGAGGUGAUUUGUUGUGUUUUACAAAUUGAAGCCAUGUUCCUAUUCAUGUACUUGCAGGAAGCAUUUAAUUCUUGUUUAUAAUACCUUGAAAUAUGAAGCUGCCUCUUUUUAAAAACAUUUCAUCAAGUUGUCCCCUGCUGAAAAACUAUGCAUUCAUCCUGAUACAUUUCUCUUUGUUGUACGGCAUGUUAGUCCUCCUGUUGGGAGGCCAAAUUGGUUGGUUCUAGAUACAGCUUUUCUCUUUCCUUUUACAAAUUACCUGUAAGCUGCUGGCUGUUGAGAAGGAUGUAAGAUUAAGAUGAUUACUUAUGCACAUACAGUAAAUAACCUAAUGCAAAUCAUGGAGUAUAAUAUCAUGUUAAGGGAAUUGACAGUAGUUCAAUUUAAAUAAUCCAGCUCAAACUAAUGAUUUCAAGGAGCAAUUUAAUUCGUAGUGAGAACCUAAUUAAAGGUCAAUAUACUGAACUUCGGUGUCUAAUAAUUCAAUUUUUGAUGAUAGUGAGCAGCUUAAUCAUUAAAUCUGGGAGUCUCAGAGAAAUACUUGCGACUUGUAACAUCAUGUUAAACAGCUGUGUUCAUUCUUGCAGCAUUGCCUGGUUUCCUUUAUAGGCCUGACCUAAAUGUGUACGUCUUAGCGUAUGGAACAAUUCAAAUGCAUACUUCUGGAUUUUGAUGAUAGAUAAAUAUUAUUGUCUUAAGUUAUUAUGAGUUAUUCCAAAGAUUAAACCUAUAUAUAUAUAUAUAUAUAGAAAGCUAAAUGCUGGAAAUCUGAAACAAAAACAGAACAUGUUACUAACACAGCUGGUCAGCAUCUGAGAAAACACACAAGUUUAUGUUUUGAUGAAGAUGGUUCUGCACCUUAAACAUGAAACGUGACGUUCUUACCAGUUGAAGCUAGCCUGGAAAUGACCAGGAGUUUUCAGGACUGUAAGACAAAUUACAAAACUGAUUUUUAUUUAAAUUCUUAUUCCUAUAUCAUAAGAAAUGUAAUUUAACAAAUUACUAUAAUGUAGAGAGAUUUAAAGUCCAUUUGCUGCUUACGUUAUGAGUUAAUCUUAAAUAACCAAACUUCUAAUGUUGAAAAACACUAUGUUAUCUAAUAUAAAAGCAAAAUAAUGUGGAUACUGGAGAUCUGAAAUAAAAACAGAAAAUGCUGGAAAAACUCAGCAGGUCUGGCAUCAUCUGUGGAGAGAGAGAAACAUUUAACAGUCCAAUAUGACUCUUCUUCAGAACUAUCUUACCUAAUAGUUUUGUUUGCCUGAUACUACUAAGUAGCUACUAAGCCACUGAGAGUUUGACUUUUGCCUGUCAGUGGAGAGACUCACUGUCCCAUUCUCAAAGGUGUUCUAUCUAUAGAGUUUUACAUUCGUAGUGAGUUGAAUAAGCAUUGCAGAUACUUCAACUUGAAAUGACUUUUGCCCCAACAUCAAAACUUUCUGGCAAGCUAUUUUAGCACAAUUGAUAAAGCGCUAUGAUAGCAACUGUGUAUGUCUCCCUUAAAUUGUUCUGCAUUUUAUGUUGUGAAAUUCUCAUUCUUUUAUUUGAAUUGCUAAGAUGAUUUGAGGAAAAUUGCUACAAACUUUAGAUUUCGGCAGGGGUCUAGGAGGGGUGAUAUUAGACUGAUUACCUGUUGUACAACCUGCCCAAUUUUCCCUUACAUUGACUUCAUUAGGAAGAGGAAUCAGAUGGGGUAUCUAACAGGUGAUCAAUCCGAUAUUGCCCAUUUUACACUCCAUGCUGAAAUCAAAAGGUCCAGUGAGUGUUACUGAACAGUUGAGAUAAGCACAAUUUUUAUUACAUAUUUGAAUAGAAAUCCUAUAUUGCACCUGCAAUGUUUGUUGAUGAUUUGUAUUUCUAACUAUUGCUGUUGUACUAUUGUGACUUGACAGACCAACCACUUAAUUGUGCUGCUCAUAUGAAUCUGUUAAAUUCAAUAGACCAUCCAAUAAAGUAUUUCAGAUGAGUAUGAUGAGCCCCAGCAGCUUUUUGGGUAUAUAUUCA
This is a messenger RNA of Carcharodon carcharias (great white shark), 3962 nucleotides long. RefSeq names its product fatty acid amide hydrolase-like. Gene Ontology annotation, molecular function: catalytic activity. Bases 123 to 1946 code for a protein of 607 amino acids. The transcript has 20 exons. The record is from RefSeq and is a predicted model, not a curated record. NCBI's taxonomy places the organism in Eukaryota, Metazoa, Chordata, Chondrichthyes, Lamniformes, Lamnidae.